AUGUGCGGGCGCACCUCCUGCCACCUGGCGCGGGACGCCCUGGCGCGGGCCUGCGCCUACCGCGACCGCCAGGGCCGGCCGAGGCUCCCCGAGUGGCGCGACCCCGGCGGCCGCUACGCCCCGUCCUACAACCUGAGCCCCCAGGCGCUCGGCCCCGUGCUGCUGUCGCGCCUGCACCUGGACCCGGAUGCAGACUCAUCAGAGCGUGUCAUUGCCCCCAUGCGAUGGGGUUUGAUUCCAUCAUGGUUCAAAGAAGAUAAUCCUUCCAAGCUGCCAUUCAACUUAACCAACUGUCGCAGUGAUACCAUGACGGAGAAGAGAUCGUUCAAGGUGCCUCUGGGAAAGGGAAGGCGCUGUGUGGUGUUAGCUGAUGGGUUUUAUGAGUGGCAGCGAAGCCAGUUGUCAAGUCGGAGUCAGCCUUACUUCAUCUACUUUCCCCAGACCAAGACAGAAAAGUCAGGCAAUAUUGCUGCUAUAGACCGGCUUGAGGACUGGAACAAAGUAUGGGACAGCUGGCGCCCACUGACCAUGGCUGGCAUCUUCGAAUGCUGGGAGCCCCCACACGGAGGAGACUGCUUGUAUUCCUACACUGUCAUCACCGUGGAUGCCUGCAAAGGCUUGAGUGACAUCCACCCCAGGAUGCCUGCCAUCUUGGAUGGAGAGGAGGCUGUCUCUAAGUGGCUUGACUUCGGCGAGGUCUCAACUCUGGAAGCCCUGAAAUUGAUCCACCCCACAGAGAACAUCGCCUUCCACCCCGUUUCUUCUGUGGUUAACAACUCACGAAACAACACUCCAGAGUGUGUGACUCCUGUCCACUUAGCCGUGAAAAAGGAGCCCAAAGCAAGUGGCAGCAGCCAGAAGAUGUUACAAUGGUUGACCACAAAGUCACCCAAAAAGGAAGACCCCCAAAAGGCAGAGUCAGAUGUGCCCCAGUGGUCCAGCCAGUUCCUACAGAAGAGCACACUCCCCACUAAGAGGGGAGGGGCAGGACUCUUGGAGCGAUGGCUUAAGCAGGAGCAGCCCCUGGCCAAGAGGCCUCAUAGCCAGUAGGGAGUCCCUGCUGAGACCAAGGGCACCCCGAGUCCAAAGCUGUGGUGGUCUGCAUUCAGCAUGGUUGCCAUGGGAUCAGAAAGACAGCUCAGCAGGGAAAGCAUUUGCUUUGUAUGCAGCAGACCCAGGUUUGAUCCCACCAAAAACUAAACCAAAAAUCUAAAACACAUGGUUGCCAUAAAAGUGUCUUGAUUUGUGUGUUUUUGGGUUUGCCUUGGGAUGAGGUGUUGGAGUUGUGGGUAUAUGGAGGUGUUCAUCCUGGAUACAACGAGUCCCCUUCGUCACCACACAUGGCUCUGCCAUAUGGAGCCUUGCUUUGUGGGACCGCUGUGACCUGGUGCCACUAAUACUCCCUGAGUUUUGUUUUUGUGGUCACAGCCAGCGGUUCUCAGGGAUCACUCCUGGUGGACUCCAAGAACCAUAUGGGAUGCCAGAGAUCAAAUCUGGGUCUGCCAUGUGCAAGACCCUCUGCACUGUACUAUUGCUCCGGCCCCUUUGAGCUUAUUUGUAAAGUUAUUGUAAAGCAUUAAGUAAUUAUGUGGAUAUUUUUCUGAAUAAAAUA
Messenger RNA from Suncus etruscus (white-toothed pygmy shrew), 1612 nucleotides. It is a transcript of the gene HMCES, whose product is annotated as 5-hydroxymethylcytosine binding, ES cell specific. Gene Ontology annotation, molecular function: single-stranded DNA binding. The coding region runs from base 1 to 1050 and encodes 349 amino acids. Gene Ontology annotation, biological process: DNA damage response. NCBI's taxonomy places the organism in Eukaryota, Metazoa, Chordata, Mammalia, Eulipotyphla, Soricidae. The record is from RefSeq and is a predicted model, not a curated record. The transcript has 6 exons.